AACUGCAGAGAGUUUGGUCAAUUUGUGAACUGGGUCUGAAAGAAACGACAAGAAGCCCAAUCGGGGCCGUCGAAGGAGCCAUUCUCCAGGCUCUAUGACGACCAGCAGUCAGUGGGUGUUACUAGACGACGGUGUGUGUUACCCAUGGGGAUCACGAGUUACCGGUGGUAAAGGCACUCAGCGGGUAACGGGGGCCUGAUGCACUGAUGAUGAGAGCCUUGUGCAGCACUGCUGGUGAUCCAAGCACUCGUCGUUCUACGCAAUCCUUGGCCAAUUGCGAGUGCUCAUUAUUGGGUUUGCGUUGAGGGAUCGUGGGGAGGAUCGUAGCGGAAGGGCAGAGCGAGAGUAAGAUACAUGGUGAGGGGAAGAGGUCACAGGAAAGUGGAGACGGUCGUGGGUGUGUUGCGUGCGGAGUACUUUCUUGGUUGAAUUGCAGCUUGAAUAGGUGGUUAUCAAUUGGAGUCUGUAUGUGUGCACCCAGAGGCGGAGAAAAAGUCGGUGGUGUUUUGGCAUGUUGUGGGUGGAUGUGUUGGUAUGUUUGGUAUCUGGAUCGCCCUCUGGGUUUCAUCGCCAAUUUGUUUUUGUUACGAAGGCUUCUAUGUGGAUGGGUGAGAAUGGGGUGAGAGGGCUUGAGACUUUUAACGCUUUGGAAGAUUAUUGAUGUAUCAAGCAUAGUUGAGAAUGUUGUGCACGAGACGAAGGUGAGGUGCGGCUCAUUGAAUGAUGCGCAGAACACGGGAGAAUAUGGUUGUGAACGUGAAUGGAGAGUGACGAUGUCUGCGCAAUGGACAGUGGGCGAGUUGUGUGACUAGCGUAACAGGUCUUGCUUGGAGAAUUACAUUUCAUGGCUCACGCGCGGUUUAGAAGAUACGUGUAAAUUUGCAAAGGCUCUGGAUGAGGCUUUCCACCUGAGAGAGAAAAUUAAUAAGCUUGUAGGAACUGAUGUCGUCCAGACAGAAGGGGAUGAAAGUCCAGACACGAUCAACAAUGGCAUCCGAGGGCGGUUCUAGAAGGCGUAGAGGAUCAAAACAGGAAGAACCAUACCGGGGUCUGAUACCUUCACUUCCAGACGAGCUUGCUCUUCUUUGCUUGGCACGAGUACCACGAGCUCAACAUGCAGUUCUUAGUGCAGUUUGUCGAAGUUGGCGACGCCUCUUACAAACUGGUGUUUUUUAUGACAUCCGACAAGAGCUGUCUCUAACUGAAGAAUGGCUCUUUUUGUGGACUCAGGAUUCCUCAAGAGCCAACGUGUGGCAUGGGUAUGACCCGCAAUCGAAUCGAUGGUUUACGCUUCCACCUUUGCCCAAUGAACAGUGCACUGCUGGGAACUCCGCUUCUGCGGUGGUGGAUGGGAAACUGUUUGUGGUAGGUGGGCAGCUGGACAAUGGCAAUGCAUGUAGCUGUGUUUCAUACUUUGACAUGCAACACUUCUCCUGGAAAUCUGCAGCCCCUCUGACCAUUGCACGGGCCAAAUGCAUGGCAGGUGUUAUCAACAACCAGCUGUAUGUCGUAGGAGGGUUCACAGAACGUGACCAGGACGCAGGACCAACUGCCGAAGCUUACAACCCGGUUAAGAACGAAUGGCGCCUCAUCUCAUCAAUGAAGAUCUCCAUGGAGCUUUAUGACUCUGCCGUUCUUGGCAACAAAUUUUACGUGGUGAACUCUUCUAGCGAGAAUUUGGUUGGGCUUGUUUACGACCCAAAGCAAGAUGAAUGGGUGUACAUGGCCCAUGGUCUUAACACAGGUUGGCAAUCCAAAACUGCUGCUAUGAAUGGUAGGUUGUACGCUGUUGGGGAUUCACACUCACUUGAAGGCAAGAAUGAAAUCUCUGUAUAUAAUGAGAGGAAGGACGCUUGGGAAACCAUCAAGGGGGUUUUGGAGGAUUCUGCGCCUGUUCUGGCAUGGGGCCCGGAGCUUGUGAGUCUUGGUGGGAAGCUUUGUAUUGUUGGAACAGGUUUGCAGCCUCGGAUAGGAGCAACCCGAGCAGCUGUAGCUGUCGUGGAGGUGAGCGAUUCCAAGACCGAACCUGCAAAACCGUCUGCCUCCCUGAAGUUUUACGAAGAUAUUACCCUCAAAAUUCGGUUCUCUGAUCCACUACCACGGGGUGCAUGCCAAGUCUUGGCACUGUGAGAUAGUACGUCUUGUAUAGUUGAAGUGGAAAUGUUUACUGCCGUUUAUCGGUAAAUAGAUCGACCUCAGGCCCUAUUUCAAUCAUGCCAUGAAUCAUUUCGUGGACUUCGAUUUCUUUCUAUUUUUAGAACUGUCAAUAUCUGGAGUUUUGACUUGCCAAGCUCGAGUAGAUGUGUUCAGAGCAGGCUAUGAAAAAUCUCCACAUUAGCUCCUGAAGUUUGUUCAGAAACUUUCAUGUAUUUAAAAUCGCCUUUCCCCUAGGAUUGUGGCCUAUGUGGUCCAACUGGAUCAACGCACUUUUGUUUUUUCUGUCCUAGCUGGGAUCAAUUUACUAAUUCAAGGAAAAUCGUACAUCA
This is a messenger RNA of Physcomitrium patens, 2486 nucleotides long. RefSeq names its product F-box/kelch-repeat protein At1g55270. The record is from RefSeq and is a predicted model, not a curated record. Gene Ontology annotation, molecular function: protein binding. NCBI's taxonomy places the organism in Eukaryota, Viridiplantae, Streptophyta, Bryopsida, Funariales, Funariaceae.